Closterium sp. NIES-65 is the source of this 2763-nucleotide messenger RNA. The record is from the annotation of a GenBank genome assembly. NCBI's taxonomy places the organism in Eukaryota, Viridiplantae, Streptophyta, Zygnematophyceae, Desmidiales, Closteriaceae.
AUGCCUUCACUCCUCGCUCGCCCCUUCCUCGUCCACAGCUCCCUCCCUGGCUUCCGCCCGGUGGCAAUGGCGGCGCUACCCAUUGGGCUGAAACGAGUCGCGGUCAUCGGGGGUGGCCCCGCAGGUCUCGCGUCCGCCAAGUACCUCCUCGAGGCAGGCCUUCAACCCACACUGUUUGAGAAGGCCGCUUCUAUUGGCGGGCUGUGGAGGCAAGGCAUUCCAAGCGACAGUGGCGAGGCAGUUGAAGAAGAAUCUUGUUCGAAACCAGCCGCCAGGGCUUCAGAUGGAGCGCCUGCGUGCUGGGCAGGCAUGAUGACAAACCUAUCGCGCGUCACCUGCAGUUUCUCCGACCAUCCGUGGGCCGACGAUGCGCCGCUCUUCCCGUCGCAAGCUCAAGUGCUCGCCUACUUGAAGUCCUACGCCCACCGGUUCCUCAUUCCGCCGGGAUCAAACUCAUUAGCAGCUUCGGGCUCGCUGCGCCUGAACGCGCGUGUCUCCCGCGUCGCGUUGCUGGACGACGGAAAGUGGAGUGUCCAAGUGGAUCAAGACGGCCGGCAGCAAAACCCAGAGGUGUUCGAUUCCCUGGUAGUCGCGUCAGGGUUCUUCGAGAAAACACACAUCCCCAACGUGCCAGGGGCUGAUGCAGCGGCAGCGGCAGGAGUCCUUAUGCACAGCGCCAACUACAGGAGCAGCGACGCCUUCGCGGGGAAGAAGGUUGUCGUCGUCGGCACAUCCUUCAGCGGCGUCGACAUCGCCGCUGACGUGGCAUCAAAAGCUUCUGAGGUCAUCCACGUCAUCACCAAGCCCUUCUGGCUGCUGCCACGCUUCCUUCCAGCCGACCCCUCGGACCCAGCCUCGCCCUUCCUGCCGCUCGACUUGUGCUUCUAUCGAAGGGCCUCGCGACCUUCGCCGUCUCUCGUCGUGUUGCGCAGUGAAGAGGCGCGGCGUGCUGCCAACAAGUACAUGCGCGCUCUGUGCGGUGAUCAGGGUAAGCUCCUCUGCCCGGAGCUGGGCGUGAGCAGCAGCGACAGCGAGCACCCGUUCAUCGCCAUCUCGGACCAGUAUGGGCCCAUGGUGCAGCAGGGGCUCAUCCGUGUGCUGCCCCGCAGAGUGCAGGGCGUGCUGCUGCAGCCGCAUUCUCCACAGGACAGCAGCACACCUCUGCAGGCCUCCGUAAUUCUCCAAGGCACAGAUGAGCGCAUCGACGGUGUGGAUGCACUCAUCUGCUGCACCGGCUACAGCCCCGCGCUUCCCUUCCUCCCCACCCACCUCAAGGAGCAGAUCGGCUUCGACUCGUCCGACCUCUUCUCGCCGCUGCUGCUGCACCGCUGCACGUUCCACCCGUCGCUCCCAAGUGCAGCCAUGGUGGGCAUGUACCGUGGGCCGUACUUUGCUGUCAUGGAGCUCCAGGCUCGUUGGGCCGCAGCCGUGCUGUCCGGCGCCCUCCCGCCCGUUCCAACCAGCACCCUACAAGAGGGCGUUGAGGAGGCGAGGAAGGUGCGGGAGCAGCAGCCAAGGCCCCAGUUCCCUGUGUGGGACUAUGUGGGAAUGUGCAACUCGCUCUCUGAGGCGCUCGGGUGUGCGCUGCCCACGGACCCUGAGUGGAUGAGAGCACACGACGUGGUGGUGCCCGCACACUACUGCACCCCCACCACUGCACCGUCUGUCGCUGCCGCUGAGGUUGCCCUGGCGCAGUUGACGCGUGCUUGCAGCGAGUUGGAGGGCGGGAGCGCAGUGGCAGGGGCGGUGUUCCGGGGCCUGGCGGGGAAGUGGCGGUUGGAGAGGGAGAUCCGGAGUGUGCAUGAGGGCCUGCCGUCGGGCACCAUGCAAGGGACAGCCACGUUCACGAUGCGACCGGGGGAAGGAGAGUACCUGUACCGUGAAGAGGGGGAGUUUGUGAUGGCAGGCAGCGCAGGGCGCAAGGGGAACAAGGUGUGGCGGGAGUAUGUGUGGGUGUGCGAGGGGCCGGAGGAUGGCAUUGCCGUCCACUUUGCCGACAAGUCGCAGCGCACUUACCUCUUUCACCACUUGAGGUUCUUUCCGGACCCUUCAGAGUCAGGUUCUUCUCCCGACAAGAAUGAAGGCCUUCAGAGUGCUGACUUCGUAGAGAAGGCGCUGCCCCGAGCGUGGCGUGCAGUCGGGGAGCACCUUUGUGUGAAAGACUUGUACAAAGUGGCGUACCGGUUUGCCUUCCAAGGUGUUCACGUGGAGAGGCCAUGUGAUGGGAGGAAGGGAGGAGGAGGGAGGGAGGUGGAAGAGGUGGUGCGGUUCAUCCUUGGCGGAGGUGAGCGAGGCGCUGCUGGGGGAGGGGGCUGCUGCAGGCCGUCGCUCACGGAGCAGCUGAUGGCGCACAUGCAGGCCGUUGCUGGCGGCCAAGCUUCUGACGCUCUUCCAGCACUGCUCGGCGCAGCGCCAGUGCCUAGGGCAGUGGCUUUGCCUGGCCUGGCAGCAGGGGCAGCAGAAGAAGGAGCAGUGGAAGAAGGGGCAGUGGAAGAAGGGGCAGCAGAAGAAGGGGCAGUGAGAGAAGGGGCAGCAGAAGAAGGGGCAGCAGAAGAAGGGGCAGUGGAAGAAGGGGCAGCAGAAGGGGCAGCAGAAGAAGGGGCAGUAGAAGAAGGGGCGGUAGAAAGGCCAGCAGCAGAAGGGGUGGCAACAGGAGGGGCAGCAACAGAAAGGGCAGCCACAGAAGGAGUGGCAGAAGAAGGGGCAGCAGCAUUAGCGGCAGCAGCAGAAGGGGUGGCAGCACAGGAUGCAACAAGUGCAUAA